Closterium sp. NIES-65 is the source of this 1494-nucleotide messenger RNA. The record is from the annotation of a GenBank genome assembly. NCBI's taxonomy places the organism in Eukaryota, Viridiplantae, Streptophyta, Zygnematophyceae, Desmidiales, Closteriaceae.
AUGAACAACCUUUCAGAACAAGAGCAGCUGCACUCCUCCCCCGCAUUUCCCGAAUCACCUACUCUUGUCCUCCUGACCUCAUUUCUUCCCCACUUGAUUCUAACUCCUCAUUCCCCGUCGUUCUUGACUCUCGCUCCAUUCUCUCCCCCGUCCCUCUCCCUGCCUCCCGUUCCCUCCUUUUUCUCCCAUCCCCUCCCCUCCCUGUUCCCCCUCCCCCCCCCCGCUCUCCCAUUAUUUUCCAGAAUACCCUUGCCCCCCGCGCGUCUACUCUCCUCCGCCCACUCGCUAGCCGCCGGUUCCCCCUUCCGCACCGACUGUUGCGCCACUCCGCCAAGCGCAGCGCGCGCUCCCCCCCGCAGGCGAAGGGCGUGGCGCGCAGCUGCUGCAGAGGGCGCGGGCGAGGCAAAUGCGGGGGCGGCGCCGCUGGUGUCCGCCGCAGGCGAUGGCGCAGUGAGGGCGGGUGAGUGGCAGUGGGGGAGGGGGGGGUUGCGGCGUAUCCCUUCCUCCGCUCCCCUCCCUCCUUCUCCCCCCCCCACUUCUCCCCUCCCCACCCUUCCCCACUCCCCCAUUCCCCCCUUCUUCCCCCACUUCCCAUCUCCCACGUUCCACCCUGCACCGUUUCCUCUUUCCCGUCUUCCCUCUCCUCCAGUCUCCGCCACACGCUCCGGUCUCUUCCGCUCGCCAGUAUCCGGAGGGGUAGAGAGCGCCACGAGCGCCCACGGCCUACCCGCGCCAGCAGUGGCGGUGCGCAAUCUGGUGGAGCAGGCGCAGUACGCGCAGCUCUGCUCCAUCAUGUCCCGCUCGCACCACCGCCGCAAGGGGUACCCCUUUGGGUCGCUCGUUGACUUUACCACUGACGCUGACGGCCACCCCGUGUUCCUGCUCUCUCCACUGGGCAUGCAUUCGCGCAACCUGCAGUCGGACCCGCGCUGCACCGUGGUGGUGCAGAUCCCAGGGUGGAGCGGCCUUGCCAAUGCCCGCGCCACCAUCUUUGGGGACCUCUACCCCCUGCCGCCCAGCCAGCAGGAGUGGGCGCGGGGCUUCUAUGUGAAGCGGCACCAGCACGGGGCAGCGCAGCAAUGGGGAAACUUCCACUUUUACCGCAUGGAUACCAUCUGUGACAUCUAUUUUGUGGGGGGCUUUGGCACGGUGGCGUGGAUAGAUGUGGCUGAGUAUGUGGCUGCCACGCCUGACACCGUGGCCACCAACCACGUGGAGCACACACUGCAGGAACUCAACGAUCGGCUGGGAGCCGAUCUAAGGGCAGUGCUGGCGGGGUCGAGCCCCCAGCAGGCCAUCGACGACGCUUCGUUUAUCAGCAUCGACAGCAAGGGGGUUGACAUCCGCGUGCGGCAUGGUACUCAGUUCCACGUGCAGCGCCUGUCCUUCACCACAUCAGACGCAGUGGACUCACUGCCAGCAGCAGAGGCAGCGCUGCGCCGCAUCCUCGCCUGCCCCUCGCUCGUGCUCCCCAACGGCACCCCCCUGCUCUGA